UGAACAGGAAUAUGGAAGUACAUGAGGUUAUAGCAGGGCUUUCUCGAAAGCUUUAUGGAGGAGAGAUGCCUCACCUCACCAAAAUCUCAAGGAACAACACCACUAAACACCAAACGCCACAAUAUUCCUUCUAUCGUCCAUCAAAGUCCCAAAUUUCACUGAAUAAAAAUGCUUCUGCUUUUUCCUCUACAAACAAAGCCAGCUUCAUUACUGAAGCCAAACAAGGCUUCAGCAGGAAUUCCAGACUAAACAUAGGCGGUCACGGUGACCAAGCCAGCUGAAAUGAAGGAUUCUGUACUGUGAGUUUACCCCAAAUUUCUAAAACUGAGUUGAAGAAUUAUCUAACAAAGUCAAAAGAUAUCGGAGUCAGUGAAAAGUUGAAGAUCACCAAAUUAUAUGAAAAACAUUAUACAAAUUCUGGAACUCUUCAGGCUCCUAUUCGUCGGAUCCGAAGGAGGAAUAGGAAAAUUGCAGUAUUGGAGCCAAAAAUAAAGAAGAAUCAGAUACUAAGUCUUCAUAAAAAUACCUCCGAAGGGCUGAAGAAAUCACUUCAAAGUGGGACACCUUUUAAAGCGAUGCUACCAAAUGUAUCUAACCUUCUUUACCCAAAUUCUAACUAUCAGAAGGAGAUAGAGAGGUUAUAUGAAGAAUCUCCUUUGAAGCACAAAAGGAGUACUUUCUUGGACUAUAAAAGAAGGACUUUUCUACCACCUCCAGCUCCUAGUGACUUCAAGCAUGAUGCCAGGAAAGGAAAUAUUUCAAGAAAACAAGGAAGACUGUACAAAUUGAGGCACCUCAGCAAAACAAGGUCAUAAGACAUGAAGUAUUAUAAUCUUUGUAUUCUAGAAAAUUUGC
Messenger RNA from Moneuplotes crassus, 855 nucleotides. NCBI's taxonomy places the organism in Eukaryota, Ciliophora, Spirotrichea, Euplotida, Euplotidae. The record is from the annotation of a GenBank genome assembly.